This is a messenger RNA of Macrobrachium nipponense, 2637 nucleotides long. Its product is annotated as golgin subfamily A member 6-like protein 24. The transcript is spliced from 2 exons. The record is from RefSeq and is a predicted model, not a curated record. NCBI's taxonomy places the organism in Eukaryota, Metazoa, Arthropoda, Malacostraca, Decapoda, Palaemonidae. Bases 221 to 1903 code for a protein of 560 amino acids.
CCAUGAUUCAGUCUACUCCGAAGUUACUGGGACACUUUAGCACUCUCUUGGCGUCUUCAAGUCCAUUGUAAUACUGAGAGGCCCUGUGAAGCUGCCCUUCCGAAGCCGGAUUCAAAAACCUCUUCCUCCUCUUCUUCUUCCUUCCCCUGUCUCCAGAAUCCUAGGACGGCAUAUUCAGGAAGUAAUCAUCAGAAAAGCGGAAGGAGAAGUACACGUCACUAUGAAGUCGUUAGCAGUUAAUUUUAUGGCUCUGCUCCUCUCAGUUGGAGCAGUGGUUACUAAUUCUUGUUAUCAUAUUGGCAUCCAGUUCGCUGGAUUGUGUUCUGUUAUUUUCAAAAGCGUUUCUCGAACGGAUUUCAAGGACAGGAGAGGUGGUCUUCAGGAAGAGGCUGUGGCCGCUCUCAGAGAAGAGGUUGCACUUAAGGAAAGGGAGAUCACAGAAGCGAAACGAGCUUUCAAGGAGGAAAGCCGAAAAAACAAGAUCCUGCGAUCUAUGAUAGAAAUUCUGAGAAUACGCGCUUCCAAACGAGAAGAGGAGGAUAUGGAACGCGCCCAGACGAAGCAGGAAAGUGAAUUCAGACGUAAAAUUACAACGUAUACCGACCUUGAGAAAGACAUUCAAGUACUCAAGGAGGGACAAGAAGUCCUACAAAAACAGAUGGAACAACUCAUGAAUCUUCUGAGGAAAGAGGAAGAAAGGCCACUUGGCGAGCAGAGUCAUAUUAAUCAGGAUAUGAAGACGCCAAAGGGUUGGCCGACUGAGGCUAGACGAGAGAAAUAUUGGGAAGAAGAAAAUGUACAUCUUCACGAAUUGAUGGUUGAAAGUGAUUUGAGUUACUGUUCACUGGUGAAGAAAGAUUCGAACUGGCAUUCCAAUGAUUGUGAUUCGUCGUGGUGCGUAGUCUGUGAAUUGGAAGACAGGAUGAAGGCGGACGAAGCCGAAGCUUGGAAUGCGUCUGGGAGGAGGAAGAAUAAGAGGAAAAGGAAGGCGCCCAUGGCAAGGAGAUACAGACCAAAACGUUGGAAUCCCAGGGAAAGCGCUUCUGGCUUAAAAUUCAACGGAAGCAUUGGAAAGGUGAGAAAGCCGCAAAAGAACAAGAGUCAGCCGAAGCGCCAUCUGAAUUAUUACGAGGACUAUGCCGAGACGCAGGCUCUGCGUGAGGAGCUCGCCAGGCAAGAUUCAGAGCUUGACUACAUGGAGGACCUGCUUAGCAUCGGCAAAAGCAAGUAUCAACGUCUCCAAAAGCGACUGGACUCUGAAAAGGAUCAUAACAGAUUACUGAUGAAUGAAAACUCGAAGAUGAGAGGAAACCUGGAAAAGCUCUGCGAAAUCGAGAAAGAACUGAGAAUCCAGCUUGACAGAGCAAACUGCUCUCUCGCCCGAAAGGACGAGGAAAUGGCAGUUAUGAAACGUAAACUCGAUGAGGUACAUUUGGCGUUUGCAAGCAAGUCCAAAAUUCAUGACGAGCAGGGUAACGCGUUGUUCAAGUGCCAGAAAGAGAAUGCAAAGCUGGAAGAGCAGGUCCAGAGACUCUGCAAGGAAAUUGAGAAAAUGCGGCAAGAAGAAAACUUGAGGUUGUGUGAACUCCAGCAGAAAGACAAACAGCUAAAUUUAAUGGAACAGCUGCUGAAGGAGAGGGACUCCGAAAUCAAGAGGGGACUCGGCGAAGAUCUGGAAUUAAGGGAACUCGUGGAUUAUCUGCAGGGACAGCUUGAAUGCAUCAAUCGGGAGAGGAACCAUCUGGCCGAGCAAUUAAAAAACCUAUUAUUGGUAUGUCGCCAUCAAAAGAUGGGGCUAUUAAAGUACGACAAGGUGAUACAAAUACUGAUGGAAUGGCGGGAAGGCGUCAGACAAGGAUUACAACAGAAGGACUUCGAAAUGGUGAUCGCCAACCGUCAAUAGCAUAAAAGGAAAAGAAGAAUAAGCAGAGAGAGGAGGACUGGAUUGGAAGAGAUUUCUGGAGAGAGACAAUAUGAAAAGAACUGAACGUAUGGGUAUGAGUGGGCAUGAAUGUAGGUAUGAAUGUGGGUAUGAGUGGGUAUGAAUGUAGUUAUGAAUGUGGGUAUGAGUGGGUUGAAUGUAGGUAUGAAUGUAUGUAUGAUUGUGGGUAUCAAUGCACGUGAAUGUAAAUGUGAGCGCGCUCACUUGCGGAUGAGUGAAUGACUGUGAAAUUUGUGGUUCUUUUCUUGCACUCUCUUUAAUUUCUCUAACCAAUCUAACUCAUUCUCUUUCUCAUAUAAAUUCUCUCCUAAGCCCAAACCUGGACCUACACCUAAGCCUACAGGAUAUGGGGAUGCUGCAAGUUACAUGGUCUGGAAGGAAGACCAAUACUCAAUCUGGACAUGAGGUAACUACUAUAGACCUGCACCCGAGGCUGGAGGAUGGAAGGCAGUUGGGGGGCUGCUGGAAGUUCCCUGGCCUAGAAGGAAGAUCAAUACUCAGUCUGGACUUGAGAUACCUACUAGACCCUGACCCGAGGCUGGAGGAUGGAUGGCAGUUGGGGGACUGCUAGAAGUUCGCUGGCCUAGAAAAAAGACCAAUAUUCAGUCUGGACUUGAGAUACCUACUAGACCCUGACCCGAGGCUGGAGGAUGGAAGGCAGUUGGGGGGCUGCUAGAAGUUCACUGGCCUAGAAA